Molecule: messenger RNA, 821 nt
Organism: Trichobilharzia regenti
Lineage: Eukaryota; Metazoa; Platyhelminthes; Trematoda; Strigeidida; Schistosomatidae
Source: the annotation of a GenBank genome assembly
AAGUUGAGAAGAGUUGAUUAGGCUCUCAUAAAUAUAUGAGUGUGUAUAUUAAUACAUCAAUAAGAUUUGUAUCACAAAUAAGGAUCGAGGAGAUUCUACCACAACUCGCACACAUUCUACUAGAUAAAACUUCUUCAAUGCAGGCAACUGAAUUGAUUGGUAUUCUGCAUAAAUCCAAUCGUACUGGUCCAAUCUAUGUAAUAGUACCUCCUGCGUCAGGAACAUAUGCAUUAAUUGCAUUCGUAUUGAUAGUCAUUAGUGUUACCUUAACUUUGGUCAUGUUGUGCAACAGAAGUAUGUGGAAAUAUACGAAAACUAUGACUACUUUAAUCACCAUAACAAGUCUGUUAUGGUGUUCCGCCAUCUGUAUAGCAUUUGCAUAUCCACUUCCAGAAACCAAGUUUAUCGUGUUCACUAUUUGCAUUGUACUGAAUGCUUUAGCAGUUACGCUUGGAAGAACAAUCCAUCGGCUUAAAAGGAAAGUAUUACUUUCACUGUUUACCGUGUCAUUGAUAAUUGAUUUGAUUGGAACAGUAAUGAUUUAUCUUUCAUUAGGCAUCUAUCCUAUACGCAAUUUCCAGGCCCUAGCUGAAAUUUGCUGGUGUGCAGGUGCAUGUAUCGUAACCUUCAUAACAAUAAAUGCUCUGUGAGAUGUCAAUGUUCAAGUCGUAUUGUUGUCUUGAUAUUCCAGAGACUAUCAAAUCUGAAAUCGUAUCGGACAUUUACUGCUGAUUUCAAAAUUGAAAGAAAAUAAUCAAAAUCAUAACUCCACAUUUUUUGUCAAAAUAAUACUGAUAAAUAAAAAACAUUGAACUCCAUAA